AUGUACAUCUUUCCAUUAACUCUCUCUCUCUCUGUCUCUCUCUCUCUCUCGUUUUUCCCUCUCAAGAGAGAGAGGGAGAGAGAGUAGUACAACAUUUUUGUCGUUCCAAUUAAUAGCUCUCUUUCUCUUCCAUCUCCUCCAGUCCCACACAUGUGUGUAUAUAUAUAUAUAGUAAAGAAGAGGAGAAGCCUCAAAGAGAAUUUUUCAUUUCGUGACCCUCGCCGUUAAUUUAUUGUAGCUUUAUCUCUUGAUCUUUUUAUUGGUGUUUUUUUUUUGAGUAAUUAGUUAAAGAUGAAUGAAGAAAACAAUAAUAAUAUGAGUAGAGAUGAAGCAGGUGAUGAUCACGAGCAUGACAUGGUGAUGCCGGGCUUUCGAUUCCACCCUACUGAGGAAGAACUUGUAGAGUUCUACCUUCGCCGUAAGGUUGAGGGCAAGCGCUUCAAUGUUGAGCUCAUUACUUUCUUGGAUCUUUAUCGCUACGACCCUUGGGAACUUCCAGCUAUGGCUGCUAUUGGGGAGAAAGAAUGGUUCUUCUAUGUCCCAAGAGACCGCAAGUAUCGAAACGGGGAUCGUCCAAACCGUGUGACAACUUCCGGCUACUGGAAGGCGACUGGAGCUGACCGGAUGAUUCGAGGCGAGAAUUCAAGGUCCAUUGGGUUGAAGAAAACCCUAGUUUUCUACUCCGGGAAGGCCCCGAAAGGGAUUCGAACUAGUUGGAUUAUGAACGAGUAUCGCCUUCCACAUCAUGACACAGAAAAGUACCAAAAGACUGAAAUAUCUCUAUGUCGAGUCUACAAGAGAGCCGGAGUAGAAGACCAUCCAUCUCUUCCUCGUUCGCUCCCUUCCAGGCCUUCCUCCUCAUCCUCAUCGAGAGGAUUGUCGGGGAAGAAACAUCCUCAUCAGGAGUCAUUGACAGCCCAUCUUGGCAUUCAAAGAGUGAAUGCUUUUGGAGCACAAUUGGAGAUGGAAAAGAUUACUACUACUACUGAAACUACUACAGAUUGUAGUAGUAGCUCAGAUGUCAGUACAGUCCUUGGCUCCUCAAAGCACAACUCGUACCAUCCAAUUCCGGCACCCCAAAUCAGUCCUUCACUUGGUUUGCCGGUGGUGUCAAUGGAAGAAGAAGGAAUGUUAAUCCUAAACCAAUCUAAGCUGCAGCAGCAUGCUCUACUUCCUAAUUGUCCUUCAACGACGAGGAAUCUCUUAACCGGCAUAGUAUCAAACGAUAAUAUAAUAGUUGAUGAUCUUCACAGACUAGUGAACUACCAGCAACAAGCUUCCUUGAACAUGAAUCAGCAUCAACAAUACUACUACAAUAAUCAUCAUCAAUUGAUCUCUACUUCUACUAAUUUGCUUCCGGAGCAUCCUCCAGUGCCCCUCAACAUGCUGCUACCUCCAGCAAAUUCACUUCCUAGUACCGCCUUUUCGGACCAGCUUUGGGAGUGGAACCAAGUCCCAGAACCAAAUAGAGACUACAACAACAAUCCCUUCAAGUAAUAUCUUCAGUUAAUUAACUUUUAUAUCUAUUUAGAGUUAGAGACAUAAUUUGAUGUUGCUAGUACUGAUCCUGAUAAUGUCUAUUGAUGCAUGUCAUAUGACUAAAUAUUAUUUCUUGUUUACUGAACUCAUAUAUAUAUAUAUAUAUAUAUAUAUAGGGUUGUUAUUUGAUGAUAGAUGACAUGUAUUCACCAACUUCUUGAAAUGAAUUUGCUUAUAACUCUAGUAAA
This is a messenger RNA of Tripterygium wilfordii, 1727 nucleotides long. Its product is annotated as NAC domain-containing protein 35-like. Bases 292 to 1497 code for a protein of 401 amino acids. NCBI's taxonomy places the organism in Eukaryota, Viridiplantae, Streptophyta, Magnoliopsida, Celastrales, Celastraceae. The transcript is spliced from 3 exons. Gene Ontology annotation, biological process: regulation of DNA-templated transcription. The record is from RefSeq and is a predicted model, not a curated record. Gene Ontology annotation, molecular function: DNA binding.